CAAACAUGUCCUAAAAUAUUUAAAGCGAACUAUUUUUGAUAUACUUAAUAACAGCGUCCCCGUCGUAUAUGUUGCCAUCUACACAGUUCAGGAGUCGGUUUUGUUUAAGAAAAUAUCAAAUAAAAGAAUAUUUGCAUUGUUAUGCUCGCUAGCCGAAGAAAACACAUGGCUCUCCAUACAUGUUUGAGCUGAUACACACAAAGGCUCGCUUAACAGAAUGCCAGGUCAUGCUGUAUGCUGUUGUUUGACAUAAUCAUGCAGGAGGCUGUGGACUUGGAGGCCCUACUGGCCUGUAAAGAAAAAGAAUGGAAAGAACUUCAGACUUUGCGGAUCGGACAACUAGAGACUGCUUUGCAAGAGGCAACAACAGAGCUAUCUGCCCAGAGAGAGCGUUUCCUCCGUUUGCGGGAUGACUUCAAGUACAAUCUAUGUGUCCUGGAGGAGAGGGACAGAGAGCUGGAGCGGUAUGAUGCCUUGGCAGCCCAUGCUCAGAUUGAGGACAGUGCCAGGCGAGAAGAGGUCAGUGAACUGAGGAUUGAGAUGGCAAAACUCCAGGAUGCCCUGGAGGAGGAGAGGAAGGCGAAGGAGGACAUAGAAAUGCAAUAUCAGAAGAGAGGAGUUGAUCUCCGACUUAAAUUGGAAAAGAUGCAGAGCGUGAUGGAAAGUGAGAUCCAAAAACUCAGGGAGGAGAACGAAACAUUGAGACGCAAUCUCCAGCGACGAAUUCGGGAAUCCGAUGAGGAGCUGGCCCUGCAGAAACAGGAAGUGAUGGCAGAUUUUGACAGUGAGAUGAGAAAACGGGAGCAUGAAUUCAGUCUAAAGCUGGAUGAGAUGAACAGCAUUGUUCUCUCCCAUGAGCUCAAAGAAAAGCUUUUGAGCAAAGAGCUGGAGGUCCACACCAAAGCUCACAAUCAGGCCACUGAAGCCCUGCAGGCAUCUGAGGAACUUUACCAGCUGGCACAAAAAGAGAUCCAGCGCAGAGAUUGGGAUCUAAAGAACACCACUGCAAUGAAAGACUCCAGGAUAAAAGAGCUUAAGGACAAACUACAGCAAAUGGAGAGCAAUUAUAAAAAAGAGCAGAAAGCCUACAACAGGAAGCAUGCAGAGCUGGAACGCAGGUCUCAGGAGAAAGAGGAUGCACUGGGCCUUAUAAGAGAGGCUCACAAGAAAGAGCUCCAGGAGAUGAGGGACAGGACCUCAGAGCUGCAGGCCCAACUGGACAGGCUGAUCCUGGAGCAGGAGAGGAGAGAAAGGAGCCAUGCAGAUGACCUCCACCAUAAAGACCAGCAGAUACAGGAGCUCAGAACGCAGCUGGAAACAACUCGAUCUGGCUGGGAUACUUACAUCACUCAGGUCUCCAAAGAAAUGGUUGCCAAGGAUACCAAGCUGCUUUCUGUAGGGGAGAGAGAUGCCAAAGUGAAAGUAGAGUUGCAAAGGUGUAAAGAGGAUAUAGAAAGGUAUAAGCAUCAGGUAGCGAGUGGGCUGCAGAGAGAGCAGGCACUGGAGCAGAAGAGAGUUCAGCUGGAGUUAGACUGGGAGCGGCGAUGUGAGGAGGUGCGUUCUGAACACUACCUGAGAAGCGAGGAACUUAUCCAGAGCCUCACAAUGGCCAGAGACCAGGUAACUGCUGAGUUGAGAGAGAAGGAAAGAGAGUUGCAGGAGACGGUGGCACUCCUGAAAUGUGUCACAGUAGAGCGAGAUAAGGCACUGUGUGGAACCAAACCAGCACCAACUGGAACUCUGGCAUCGGACAGCAGCAGUUUCCCUUCAGAGGAAAUCAGGAGACUCCAGCAGCAGAACAGCAGUCUUAGAGCUGUGGUGGCUGAGAUGAGGAAGGAGAUGGAGAUCCUGAGCAAACAGAUGCCUCCAGCUCAGAGUCAGACCACUGAUCCAGAAUCCAGCACUGCAGGGACUACAGAGUACAGUCAGGAUUUGGAGAAAGAGAUGAUGGCUCUUAAGGCCAAAUGUCGUCAUCUUGAGGAGCGGUUGGAGGAGGCGCUGAAGACCACCAAUACCGCCAACACCCCUGCCCUUGCUUUCCCGGUUUCACCUGACAAUGCUUACCUUCAGAACCACAUCAGAUUGCUCAAUGAGACCAUAGGUGGGCUACGAGUGGAAAAAGUAGCCAGUGCUGCUGCUCUGAAGAAACAGGAAGUUAGGCUGGCUCAUUUGGAGUCUGCUGUGGAACAGCUCAACCAGCAGUGUCACUUAAAACACAUAGAAAAUGAGGGAUUACGUCUGGAGAUGGCCAAUCUGAAGAGGGCAGCAGCAGCUGAAGAGGCGAGGAUGAAGCAAACACUAACAGCCACUCAGCUGGAGUUGAAUGAAGUGAGACGGGAGGCAGAGGAGUACCAAAAAGGCAGUUUGCUAUAUAACCUGGAGACGGUUGCCCUUGGUAACCAGGUUUCAGCACUGAAGAUUGACCUUGCAAGCAGAAGAGAGCCAAUUGUUCUUAACCAGAGUGAGAUGGUGAAGCAGCAGCUUCAAGAGGAGAACCUGUCCCUGAGACAGCAGCAGCUGUUACAGAGUUCUGCGAGAGGAGGCGCUGUGGGUGAUGUUUCUCUGCUCCAGUCAAAGCUCAAACAGGCUGCACGCUUGAUCUCCAGUCUCAGUCAGGAUAAACGACAGCUCAUUGAAAUGGGCAACAGGCUCCGAGCUCAGCUGACAGAGGCAGGACUGGAGGUUGCACGGCACUCAAAAAUCAUACUCAAACCAAGUAAUGAUCCAGAGCACAGCCUAGUGGUAAAAGACCCUACUCAAUCAGAGUAUGUAGUCCAGCCACAGCGCCGCUUAUCUACCCUGGAACAGCUACAGUAUCAGCUAACCACUCAGGAGCUUCAAUAUGCUCAGAGAGAUCAAAAUAAGAAAAUGCCUAUUAUAGUUCGUCCCCAAUUCUCUGAGAGUGAGAGAUCAGACAGACACGGAACAACCAACCCCUGGGAGCCACCAGUCAGAGUUCAGUCUCUGGGCAGUGAAGAAAACACACCUUCAGAGCGGAACCAGUCUGAAGCCCCGCAACAGCUGCCUGGGUCACCCCACAAUUUGGUGUCCUCUGUGGGCACAGAUGAGUCUCUUCAGGAUGUGUGGCAGAUGUUGGAUCGAGGUUUGAGCUCCUCAGUGUUUUCUCUAAGUGACAGUGAGGACAAAGGUACAUUGGCUGUAUCAAACAGAGGAAAGCAAGAAAUUAUUUGUCAGCCUUCUACUUCACUGGUCAGUGUGGAGGGCACCAAAGCAUUACUACAGGAGAAGAAGAAACAAAGACACACAACAUUUGUACCUGUGAAAAAGACACGUCCAGCUGGAAAUCUGGGCAAGAUUCGGAAUUACAACAUUAAAGACUGAAUAAAGACAUCAUGAUAAUUUUGGGACAUCCUGUUUAAAGGAGUUUGCUAUUUGAAGAGCUGUAUUAUUGUAAUUUGCUUACUUUGCAUCAUGCCUUUUUAUUUUUUGCAACAAUUUUUGUAAACAUCUAAUAAUUUAUUGUACUGUAUGAUAUGACCAGCAUAUAUAUGAAUCAGCAGUCUUUUAUGAGGCAGAAGAUGAGGGGGGAAAAUUCAUGAAUUUAAUAGAAAGUUUGAGAAACAUAAUUAGAAUUUUAAUUUAUAUUUUCAAAUAGGUGUAAAAUCAUGUUUGUCAAAUGGUCCUUUUUACAGUAUUUAUUAGAAUUUUAUUAUAAAUGAUACCUUACAUUCUGUAUUAAGUAUAUUUUUCUGUUCUUUCUCAUAUCAAUGUGAAUUGCACAUCUUUGAACAACAGUAGCCUCUGCACAGGCCAACCACUCGUGAUUACAUCACAGCCUCAGCAGGUGUAGAUUAAACUCCUCCCACAGCAUUGUCCACACAUCACCCUAUCUCCUAGCAACACCCUUGCAUUCAUUCUUACUGGCUUGUUUUACACUCCUCCGGUUACUGAUUGGUGCAUUUUUCUUUACUGGCAACCGUCAAAAAUUCAUUGCACAGUCGCUCACGUGUCUCUCAUGGGCUCAGUAGCGCCACCACAAGACACCCGGAACAAACUGAGAAGGACACCAUCUGUGUCCCACUGUCACUUUGGUUCAAACCAGUAGUUCUACUACAAUAAGGUUGUGUUAGUUAACAUGAACAAUAAGCAAUACUUUUGCCUCUUAUUAAAGGGAUAGUUCAUCCCAAAAUCAAAAUUCUCUCAUCAUUUACUCACCCUCAUGCCAUCCCAGAUAUGUAUAACGUUAUUUCUUCUGCUGAACACAAACAAAGAUUUUAGAAGAAUAUCUCCACUCUGUCGGUCCAUACAAUGCAAGUGAAUGGUGGCCAGAACUUUGAAGUUCCAAAAAGCAUAUAAAGGCAGCAUAAAAUCAAACCGUAAGACUCCAGUGGUUAAAUCCACAUCUUCAGAAGCGAUAUGAUAGGUGUGGGUGAGAAGCAGAUCAAUAUUUAAGUCCUUUUUUACUAUAAAUCUCCACUUUCACUUCCACAUUCUUCUUUUGUAUUUCACGAUUCGCAUUCUUCGUGCAUAUCACCACCUACUGGGCAGGGAAGAGAAUUUAUAGUAAAAAAAAAAAGACUUUUUUGUCUUUUUCAUUUUUGUUUUUUCGAUCACUUUUGCUGUUAAUGCAUAAAUUUUGCCAAAGUGUGCAUUUUUUGGGGGAAUUUUGAUAUUUCAACCUCAGUUCCUAUAAUACAUCUAUAAUACACUGUGUACACAAAAUAGUUACACUAUGGACAUUAAGGACAAAAAUGUCCCCAGUGAAAUCCAUUAAAACAGCAAUAUUUGAUCCCAGUGCCAUUAAAGCAUAAAAUCAUGAAUUCUAUGAAAUUAUGCUUUCAUUCUGGAGCCCUGGCUUCAAAAUUAAAUGU
Messenger RNA from Myxocyprinus asiaticus (Chinese sucker), 4832 nucleotides. RefSeq names its product coiled-coil domain-containing protein 57-like. The record is from RefSeq and is a predicted model, not a curated record. The transcript is spliced from 20 exons. The coding region runs from base 235 to 3342 and encodes 1035 amino acids. NCBI's taxonomy places the organism in Eukaryota, Metazoa, Chordata, Actinopteri, Cypriniformes, Catostomidae.